Molecule: messenger RNA, 813 nt
Organism: Verticillium nonalfalfae
Lineage: Eukaryota; Fungi; Ascomycota; Sordariomycetes; Glomerellales; Plectosphaerellaceae
Exons: 1
Coding region: 1-813 (270 amino acids)
Source: RefSeq, a predicted model, not a curated record
AUGGACAUGAACACGAUCAAGCGCGUUAUCCACACCGAGCCCUGCUCGCGCCACCACCGAGCCUCCUGUUACGCUCAAGACGUCUCUAACGGUCCUCCCGGGCAACUCGCAUCCCUCUGCUAUUCCUGCAGGUAUUCUAGCCAGUCUGGCAACAUCUCUGCCGCCAUGGUCUCCAUAGCCGUCCAACCGCCGACAGAGACCCAGACCUGCCGGCCCAUAUAUCCACCUGUCGUCGCCCAAACGCAUGUCCGCGCCGGCGGCCGCCACAACAACACGCACCUCUUCGCGACAGCAGCACUGCUCGACGACCAAGGGCGAGUACUCGACGGCCAGUUAGGCGGCGCCCUGGUUGCGACAGGCUAUGCCGUCGAAGACCGUGGCUCCGGUAGCAGGCAACAGUCUGUUGCCUUUGCUUUUCCGGACCUAGCGCUCACAUAUGCCGGCGUGUACUCCAUCCGUGUAGAUGUAUAUCGCGUCAACUACGAUGAUGGAGACACGGACAACGCGACCAUGAUCGAACAAGCCGAGACGGAGCUGUUCUAUGGGUUUUCAGAGGCCGUUGCGGUGCAGAGGCCAAGUAAGCUCACCCCGUCCUCCAAUUGCAUGCACAGUCUGGUAGUCGCUUGUCAACCAUGCUCAUUCUUCUUACUUAGCAUCAGAAGAGAGGUCGUUGCUGCGCAAAUUGAGGCAAAGUGGAUGCGAUAUCCCAAGUACGCCGACGUGAGAACUACUCAUGCUCGAUGGGGUAACGGCCGAAGACAAACUGGGAGAGAGACUUCGCGUAAGCAGCUGAGUAUUGUAAUGGAACGUUGA